Molecule: messenger RNA, 2792 nt
Organism: Phoenix dactylifera (date palm)
Lineage: Eukaryota; Viridiplantae; Streptophyta; Magnoliopsida; Arecales; Arecaceae
Gene: DRP5A
Product: Dynamin related protein 5A
Cellular component (GO): cytoplasm; microtubule; membrane
Molecular function (GO): GTPase activity; microtubule binding; GTP binding
Source: RefSeq, a predicted model, not a curated record
CUACUCCCGGUUCCAAAGGAGAACGGCUAUUUCUCCCUCUCCUCUCCGCCCUUUCAAAUUCUAAAUCUCUCUCUGUGUCUCUCAUGGCGAGCUCUACCCCAGUGAAGACUCCAAACCCUAAGACCCACUCCUCCUCCGCUCCUAGAAGAGCGCCGCUUCCCAACUCGAUGGAUUCCUCCGCCGCUGCCGGCACCGCGGCUGCCGAUUUCAAGUCCCAAUUCGAGGCCUACAACCGCCUCCAGGCCGCCGCCGUCGCCUUCGGGGAGAAGCUCCCCAUCCCGGAGAUCGUUGCCCUAGGAGGCCAAUCCGAUGGCAAAAGCUCGCUUCUCGAAGCCCUCCUCGGCUUCCGAUUCAACGUCCGGGAGGUCGAGAUGGGCACCCGGAGGCCCCUCGUCCUCCAGAUGGUCCACGAUCCAUCCGCUCUCGAGCCUCGCUGCCGUUUCCAGGAGGAAGAUUCGGAGGAGUAUGGGAGUCCGAUGGUAUUGGCUUCGGCCAUUGCUGACCUUAUUAGAUCCAGGACAGAGGUGCAUCUAAGAAAGAUUCAAGCUGCAGUUUCUUCGAAGCCGAUUGUGAUGAGAGCAGAAUACGCUCAUUGUCCUAAUCUCACGAUCAUUGACACCCCUGGUUUUGUUCUCAAGGCAAAGAAGGGUGAACCAGAGUGUACACCAAAUGAGAUUUUGUCAAUGGUGAAGUCCUUGGCAAGCCCACCUCAUCGCCUUCUCUUGUUCCUCCAGCAAAGUAGUGUGGAGUGGUGCUCUUCACUCUGGCUAGAUGCUAUUCGUGACAUUGAUCCUGCUUUUAGACGGACAAUUAUCGUCAUCUCUAAGUUUGACAAUCGGUUGAAGGAAUUUACUGAACGGUGGGAAGUGGAUAGUUAUUUGAGUGCUAGUGGAUACCUUGGAGAGAACACCCACCCUUUUUUUGUGGCUCUGCCUAAAGACCGUGGCAGCAUCACUAAUGAUGAAUUCCGCAGACAGAUCUCUCAGGUAGAUGUGGAUGUACUGCGCUAUCUGCGUGAGAACAUCAAAGGAGGAUUUGAUGAAGAAAAAUAUGGUCGCUAUAUUGGUUUCAACCGUCUCAGAGAAUACUUGGAAGCUGAACUUCAGAAACGAUACAAAGAAGCAGCUCCAACAACACUUGCCUUACUAGAACAACGCUGUAGUCAAGUGUCCACAGAGCUAGCUCGCAUGGAAUCAAAGUUAAAGGCAACUUCUGAUGUUGCCUAUCUUCGGAGGACAGCCAUGUUACAUGCAGCUUCUGUUUGCAGUCAUGUGGGGGCAUUAAUUGAUGGAGCAGCAGAUCCUGCUCCAGAGCAAUGGGGAAAAACUACCGAUGAAGAGCAGUCAGAGAGUGGUACUGGGAGGUGGCCUGGUGUUACUAUUGCAGUAAAGCCUCCUAACCAUGCCCUCAAACUCUAUGGGGGAGCAGCGUUUGAGAGGGUAAUGCAUGAGUUUCGUUGUGCUACAUACUCAAUUGAAUGCCCACAAGUAUCUAGAGAGAAGGUUGCAAACAUACUACUUGCUCAUGCUGGCAGAGGUGGGGGUGGAGGAGUAACAGAGGCAGCUGCUGAGAUAGCUCGUGCAACUGCACGGGCAUGGAUUGCUCCUCUUCUUGAUACUGCUUGUGAACGACUUGCAUUUGUUCUAAAAAGCCUCUUUGAUCUUGCUAUUGAGCGUAACCGCAGUCAUGACUCAAACUAUGGGCGAAUGAAUGGUGACAUGGAUGGAUAUGUCGGAUUUCUAGCAACAUUGAGGUGCUCGUACAAUAAUUUCAUCCAAGAUCUCUCCAAACAAUGCAAGCAAUUGGUGCGGCAUCACCUUGAUUCAGUCACUAGCCCCUAUUCCCAAGUGUGUUAUGGAAAUGAUUUCCUUGCUGACAGAGGCAGAUUUAUCCAGUUUCCUGCUGCGUCAUUUUCUCUUGACCUAUCAGAUGGUUCAAUGGCACAGGAUGAAACAUCUGGUAUGGAUCAGGAGAAUAUACCACCAAAAGAUCAACAACAUACAACACCUGAGAAAGCAUCCGAAUCCAAGGAAGUGCUCAGAGAAAGCCAAAUGACAGUUCCUGAGACACCGUCCCCUGAUCAGCCAAGUGAUGUUUAUGGGGUUAACAAGAAGGAAAAUGGGAACUUAAUGGAUAUUGGUGGAAGAAAGCGACAGGCAAGAGUAGCAACUAGUGGAAGAAAUUUAGAUGCUAACCGAAAUCAAAGUACUAGUCUUUUGUUUCGUGCAAAUAAUGUUGGUUCAAAAGGAGGGUCAUCAUACUCUGAAAUCUGUUCUAUGUCUGCUCAACAUUUUUCUAGAAUACGUGAAGUCCUCAUUGAGAGAAAUGUGCCGUCAGCCUUGAAUGCUGGAUUUUUAACACCAUGUCGAGAGAGGCUAUUUGUGGCAAUUGGCUUGGAUUUAUUUGCUGUGAAUGAUGAAAAAUUUAUGGACAUGUUUGUGGCACCUGGUGCAAUUGAUGCCCUGCAGAGCAAACAACAGUCUCUUCAUAAGCGUCAGAAGAUUUUGCAGUCUUGUUUGAAUGAGUUCAAAAAUAUAGCUCGGGCACUGUGAUGGAGUUCUUUUUGAUUGGAACACGGAGGAUGUAUGUGAUCUGCUUGCAAAGAUUUCACCUAUAGACGAUAGUAAACUUAGCAAUUUGGCAAUUAAACCCAUUAAUGUGUCAGUUAUUUCAUGGAAAUGUCAUCUUUCACUGAUUUUGAUCAGUGCAGAUGUUUCUUUGUUUGACUGCUUGAAACCUUGCAAAUUAGAAAAUUGAAUACAUAACAAAGAUAUGGAAAUGCAUCUUUACAA